AUGUCUCCCGAAUCUUCCAACAAGUACUACAAAGUCGGGGUCCUCCUAUUUCCCGGCGUAGACAUCCUCGACUUCGCGGGGCCGAUCGAGGUACUAUCCCAUGUCUCGCACAACCGAAACCCAGAAAGACCCGACAGAAUGUUCGAAAUCAAAACCGUCGCUUGCAGCCCUGCGAUUCGUGCUGCGAAUUCGCUUACAGUUCACGGAGACCUGCUUUUGCCAGACGCAAUCGAUCAAAUUUCAGACUUUCAUCUCCUAGUCAUCCCAGGUGGCCCCCCCCCAUUAAUCGAAACCAACACACCGGAGCUUGGCUUGAUUCGCAAGUUUGCAGCGCUUCCUGCAGAUGCGUCAUCAGGCACCCGGGUUUUGCUGUCGGUUUGCACCGGCGCUUUUCUGCUAGGGGCCGCAGGUGUACUCGGCGGAAUGACUGUGACGACCCACCACCAUGCGCUUGACAGACUUCGAGAUGUUUGUGCUCGUUUUAAUGCUCCGGGUGAGCCUACGACGACUGUAAUGCACAAGCGAUAUCUUGAUGGGGGUCUGUUGAAGGGUGGCGGUGUUCAACUCCUCACGGCGGGAGGAGUAAGCUCAGGCUUGGACGCCACAUGCUACCUUGUUAGUCAAUUGACAACACCUGACAUGGCGGCAUUUAUCACUCGGGUCAUGGAGUAUGAUUGGCAUGAGAUCAAAGAGUGA
Penicillium mononematosum is the source of this 696-nucleotide messenger RNA. It is a transcript of the gene xanA, whose product is annotated as isonitrile hydratase-like protein xanA. The record is from RefSeq and is a predicted model, not a curated record. The transcript has 2 exons. Lineage: Eukaryota; Fungi; Ascomycota; Eurotiomycetes; Eurotiales; Aspergillaceae. The coding region runs from base 1 to 696 and encodes 231 amino acids.